GUUCUUGUGAAGGACCUGGUCCCCGGAAGCUGAGAAACAGAAAGUGUUUAGUGUUGAGUCAGUGACGCAGCUCGGAGCCGUUAGAUGCUCCGUCAGUGAUGCUGCAGUGAUGGAGCUGAGAUCAACAGCGAUGGAGCUUCUUCCUCUCGUGUGUCUCUGUCUCCUGACUUGGUCUGGAACAACGUUUGCUGAUGGAAACGAGCCAAAGAUCAUCGGUGUGACAGAAGGAAGUGAUGUAACUUUACCCUGUUCCCUCAGUUCCAGAGAGGACAUUCAGGGAAAACGCUUUGAGUGGAAGAAAGAUGGUCAGGAGGUGUUCCUGUAUGAUGGUAGUCCUCUAUCAGGCCAAGAUUUACAGUUCAAAGGUCGUGUCUCAUAUUUUAAAGAAGAACUGAGGAAUGGAAACGCCUCCAUAACCAUCAGAGAUACAAAGCGGGCUGACAAUGGAAUCUACACCUGUGAUUUCCCAUAUCUUCAGCCAAAACGUCAAACAUUCCACAUUAAGCUUGUUUUCGGUGCAGCUUCAAAGCCGUCCAUCAUCACCUUCAAUGGAACAAAAGACGGGGUACUGCUGCAGUGUGACGUUCAAGGUGCUUCUCCUAAACCACUUGUACAGUGGCAGGACAGUUCUGGAAACAUCCUUCCUGCUAAAGACCCUCAGGUCUCUGAAAGAGGAGGACGUUACGACAUCAUCCUCCAAACUACUGUGACCAUUUCUGGCUACUAUCGCUGUGUCGCUACACAGAAGGAAAUCAACCAUCAGAUUUAUCACGAGACCCAUGUGUCUGUUCCUGUCUCUUUGAGGCGUCUGGUUCAGAUCAGAGUCCUGGAGCUGGAUGCAGGCAGCUGUUUGUAG
Molecule: messenger RNA, 856 nt
Organism: Lates calcarifer (barramundi perch)
Lineage: Eukaryota; Metazoa; Chordata; Actinopteri; Centropomidae
Product: butyrophilin-like protein 1
Exons: 4
Coding region: 110-856 (248 amino acids)
Source: RefSeq, a predicted model, not a curated record